This is a messenger RNA of Helobdella robusta, 873 nucleotides long. RefSeq lists its product as hypothetical. The transcript has 8 exons. Bases 1 to 873 code for a protein of 290 amino acids. Gene Ontology annotation, molecular function: oxidoreductase activity. NCBI's taxonomy places the organism in Eukaryota, Metazoa, Annelida, Clitellata, Rhynchobdellida, Glossiphoniidae. The record is from RefSeq and is a predicted model, not a curated record.
AUGAAAUGUUUUGAUCAAGUUUUAUUGAACUCUGGAUUUACAAUGCCAAUGAUAUCGCUUGGGACAUUCAAGUUAAAAGGUGAUGAUGUUUUCCAGAUAAUUGAUGCUGCCUUGAACUAUGGCUAUAGAUCAUUUGACACCGCUCAGGUUUAUAAAAAUGAAGAAAGUAUUGGCAAUGCUCUCAAAAUUUUAUUGCCAAAGUAUAAUUUAAAUAGAAAAGACAUUUUUCUAAUCACCAAACUAGGUCCUAAAAAUCAUGGAAACGUAAGAUGUCGAGUGUUUUACUUACAAUCACUCAGAAAUUUGCAAACUGAUUAUUUGGAUUUAUUCUUGAUUCACUGGCCAGCAGUCCAGGGUUGUAAACCUUCAGAUGAAAUUAAUAUUAAGUUAAGGAACGAAUCCUGGCAAGAAAUGGAAAAACUAGUCAUUGAAGGAAAAAUAAAUUCUGUUGGCGUUUCUAAUUAUACUAUGAGGCAUUUGGAAGAACUUUAUAAAUACUGUAAGAUUGAGCCAUCUGUUUUACAAAUUGAGUAUCAUCCUCAUUUGGUACAAUCCAAAUUGUUACAAUUUUGUCAAAAAAAUAACUUACAUCUGCAAGCUUAUUCAUCUUUAGGUUCUCAGGGUAAUAAUUUGCUGUUAUCUAACAAUCUGGUGCGACAAAUUGCUUUAAAACAUGCCGUAACAAAUGCACAAGUAUUGUUAAAAUGGGCAGCCCAACAAAACAUAGGUGUCAUUCCCAAGUCCACAAAUCUUGAACAUUUAGCGGAAAAUUUAAAAAUUUUUCAUUUUCAAUUGACGGAAAAGGACAUCGAUGAUCUUAAUUCGUUAGAUAAAUCAUGUCAUUAUUGUUGGAACCCUGAGUGUGUCAUCUGA